Bipolaris oryzae ATCC 44560 is the source of this 969-nucleotide messenger RNA. RefSeq lists its product as uncharacterized. The coding region runs from base 1 to 969 and encodes 322 amino acids. The record is from RefSeq and is a predicted model, not a curated record. NCBI's taxonomy places the organism in Eukaryota, Fungi, Ascomycota, Dothideomycetes, Pleosporales, Pleosporaceae. The transcript has a single exon.
AUGUGUGAGCACAUGAUGCAGACACCUCACGACCAAUGCAGUAUCUGCAUAGAGGAGAACAACAUAACUACUUUCGAAGAUUCGGCACCGAUCCAAAAGAUUGAAAAGAAGGCUGAGAUCUCUUUCAAUAAUUCGAGGGCAGUUCCAGAAGAGGAGGAAGAUUUUCAUGACCAGCGGAGCAACUGCAGGGACUACAAGGCUCUCUCUGACGUGGAUAGCAUCACGUCUCACUGGCGCCUCGAUGACCUUGAAGAGGAACUUGAACCCAUGCCUCCAGCUUGGUCUUCAACCCUCCAAACAGAGACCACGCACGAGGAGAAUCUACUUCCUUUGUGGACGCAAGGAGCUCCCUAUAACACCUAUGAAAAUGGGGUUAGUCCCUCUACAGUGCUGUACAACCCCAAUCAUAGAGAGGGUUCUUAUACUGGGCGAUAUAACCAUCAUCGUUCUUCAUCACCCUAUAUUCCCUGGACAGCGCACCCGUAUUUUUCUCCACCUUCCCGCAAUCCACCCAUCAACACAUCCUCUUCACGGGCCGCUCCUUCUACUGCGCGAGAAAACACAUUAUAUCCGUACUUUGCUCCGCUCCCACACAAUCCACCUGUGAAUGCAUUAUCCUCACGGGAUGUUACUUCCACUGCGCAAGAAAAUAUGCCAGUCGGAGACCAAUCAGCCUUCCCGACCGAGUCGUUGAGCGGGGCGUCGCAUCGUGAAAUAAUCCAUGAGCAGUUGGCUCAACUGCCCCACCACAUGGCUCAAGCACGACUGCACCAUUACCAGCCACAGCCCCAUUAUUAUGGGGAACCUCCGCGAAACUAUCUGGUUUGGCCAGGCGAGCGGACUUAUGGUGUGGGAGUGCCACCGCACCUGUGGCCAGUCCUAUGGCCCGACGUCAACCGACCCUUCCGACCCGGCGCAUUUGAUCAUCUGAGAAGCCAAAUGGGUCACGAUGAACCCAAAUCGAAGUAG